Messenger RNA from Portunus trituberculatus (swimming crab), 4910 nucleotides. It is a transcript of the gene Myo61F, whose product is annotated as unconventional myosin IC-like. Bases 195 to 3317 code for a protein of 1040 amino acids. Gene Ontology annotation, biological process: vesicle transport along actin filament; actin filament organization. NCBI's taxonomy places the organism in Eukaryota, Metazoa, Arthropoda, Malacostraca, Decapoda, Portunidae. Gene Ontology annotation, cellular component: microvillus; actin cytoskeleton; myosin complex. The record is from RefSeq and is a predicted model, not a curated record. Gene Ontology annotation, molecular function: microfilament motor activity; actin filament binding; ATP binding. The transcript is spliced from 22 exons.
GUGGCAAUGCAGAGUGGUGGUCACGUUCCCAGGGAGCGAACCCCACACGGCGAUAGGGCCUCCACUCAGCGAUAGCAUAACCUGAGUAUCGGCCUUCUGAUAACGAAACGAGUAGUGGAGAGUGGUUCGCUGGGGAGCUGAGGGCCAGUGCCAGCCAGUAAGCCCACAGCUGGGAGAGGCUUGCUACCACCACCAUGGAGCGCUCGCCGCUGGAGAGGAUGGAGAGUGUGUUGGAGGGGAGGGAGAAGACUGGAGUGCCUGAUGCUAUCCUGCUGGAGGACUAUCUCAGCGAGGACGCCUUCAUUGACAACCUGAAGAAGCGCUACUAUGAGAACCUUAUCUACACGUACAUCGGGCAGGUGGUGGUGUCCGUGAACCCGUACAAGGACUUGGGCAUCUACACGGAGAGCUACCUGGAGAAGUAUCGCAAUGUCAACUUCUACGAGGUGCCGCCCCACGUGUUCGCCAUCACUGAAAAUGCCUACAAAUCCAUGAUCUCAGAAGUCACUGACCACUGCAUCCUGAUCUCAGGUGAAUCAGGUGCUGGGAAGACAGAGGCCAGCAAGCAAGUGUUGAGGUUCCUGGCGGCCACCUCACUUCACCGCAGAGAGGUGGACCGUGUGAGGGACAGACUCCUGCAGAGCAACCCACUGCUGGAGGCCUUCGGAAAUGCCAAGACCAACAGGAAUGACAACUCCUCCCGUUUUGGAAAAUACAUGGAUAUUGAGUUCAAUUUCAAGGGUGAUCCAGUCGGUGGCCACAUCCUGAACUACUUGCUGGAGAAGUCUCGUGUGGUGCACCAAGAGGUUGGCGAGAGGAACUUCCAUAUCUUCUAUCAGCUCUUGGGAGGAGGAUCAGCAGACCUCCUUGAAAAGUUGCACCUUGAGAGGAAUCCAAAUCACUAUUUCUAUCUCAAACAGGGUAAAAGCUGUCAUGUGGACUCUAUCAAUGAGUCUGGAGACUUUGAGGCUGUGCAGCAUGCCUUGGAUAUCCUGAACUUUGGUGAUGAUGAGAAGGCUGCUAUCUGGGGAAUAAUUGGCGCCAUCCUGCAUCUGGGAAACGUUACCUUCACAGCCAGUGAUGAUGGACUGGCCAGGGUGGUGGACGAGACGCCUGUUGACUACUGCAGCAAGUUACUAGGGUGUGAGAGUAAGGAGUUGCUGAUGGCUCUCACUCACCGCACCAUUGAGGCACGUGGGGAUGUCGUCACCUCUCCUCUUAACCCAGAGCAGGCGGUGUAUGCCCGUGAUGCGCUGGCCAAGUCCGUGUAUGAGCGAGUGUUUGACUGGCUGGUGAGGAGACUCAACCUCACCCUGCACAACAAAGAGGCGGGGAGGAAGACUCUAUUGGGAAUUCUGGAUAUUUAUGGCUUUGAAAUAUUUGACAGGAAUGGGUUUGAACAGUUCUGCAUCAAUUACUGUAAUGAGAAGCUGCAGCAAUUGUUCAUUGAGCUGACACUGAGGAGUGAGCAGGACGAGUACCGGCGUGAAGGGAUUGAGUGGGAACAAGUGGACUACUUUGAUAACAAGAUCAUCUGUGACUUGGUGGAGGAGAAACACAAAGGCAUCAUCUCCCUGCUGGACGAGGAGUGCCUCCGCCCUGGCGAUGCAACAGAUGCCACCUUCCUAACAAAGAUGAAUUCCCAUUUGGCAAAGCACAAACAUUACUUCAGUUAUGACACAUCUGAUAAUGCCAAGGUGAAGAAGACGAUCAAUAAGGAUGAGUUUCGGCUACGGCAUUACGCUGGAGAGGUGGCAUACAGCGUGCAGGGUUUUCUGGACAAAAACAAUGAUCUUCUCUUCAGAGACCUAAAGGAGGUUAUGACCCACACUUCAAAUUUGAUCAUCACUGACGUCUUUCCUAAGGAGGAAUUGGGAAGAAAGAAGAGACCUGACACUGCUGCCACACAGUUCAAGAACAGUUUGGGAGAACUGAUGACCAUUCUCAUGUCCAAGGAACCUUCAUACAUCCGAUGUAUCAAACCCAAUGAUGAGAAGCGCUCCUACAGCUUCAAUGAGGAGAGGGUGAGCCACCAAGUCAAAUAUCUUGGACUGAUGGAAAACCUGCGAGUGAGAAGAGCAGGUUUUGCUUACCGUAGAGCUUAUGAGAUAUUCCUGGAGAGGUACAAGUCGCUGUGUCCGUCAACUUGGCCAAGCUACAAGGGGCAACCCAAGGACGGAGUGCUGAAUAUUGUGAAGCACCUCAAUUACCAUCCAGACGAUUACCGCAUGGGAAGGAGCAAGUUGUUCAUUCGGUUGCCCAGGACACUGUUCAAGACAGAAGAUGCCCUUCAGGUUCGAAAAGGUGAACUGGCUACAAUGAUUCAGGCCAAAUGGAAAGCCUUUGUGUAUCAGAGGAGGUACCAGAAGAUGCAGGCGGCUGUCACAGUCCUGGCCAAGCACUGGAGGCGUGUUGCUGCUGCAAGGCUACUUGCCAGAAGAAAAUGGGCUGCAGGAGUUAUUCGAGGAUUUGUGAAAGGCUUCAUCACUCGCAAUGAGGCAGUGAACCCCACCAAUGCAAGAUUCCAACAGUUGGUCAAGUGCGAGUAUCUGGUGAGGCUGUCAAAGUCCCUGCCACAAAAUGUUCUGGAUCGCCGGUGGCCUCAACCGCCUGGCUCUUGCACUGAGGCUUCUGUGGUGCUGAAGGACCUCCACCGCACAUACCUGGCCAGGAAGUAUGUGAGGGCACUGCCAUCAGAAAGACGUGUCAUGUUUGAGGAGAAGGUGCUGGCUGAGCAACUCUUCAAAGGAAAGAAAGCAAGCUACCCUCUUGUCUUACCCAAGUGGUUCAUGGCAUCCCGUCUUGAUCCUGCAUUGGACUCCUUGAUGAAGACUGGAUUUGAAGGAAUAAUCAAGACAUCUGGAGAAAAAACAAAGUACAGUGUUCCAUGCACUAAGUAUGACCGUCAUGGGUACAAACCCAGAGACCGAGUGCUGGUCAUCACCACGGGUGCCCUGUACCUGCUGGAGGCCAAGGAAAACAAGCUCAAGCAAAAGCACAGGUUCUCUUUGAAGGAGAUUCAAGGUCUUCAUGUGUCACCCAACAGUGAUAACCUUAUGCUGAUACAGAUCCCUCCUGAAAAUGCUAAAAAGGAAAAGGGUGACCUGAUCAUCAACGUGCCAAAUGUGAUAGAGGCUGUGACCAAAAUCAUAUCAGUGAGUGACAACACUGAAAUUCUCAAGAUUGCAGCAACAGAUAGCAUUGGCCACACAAUGAAGAAUGGAAAGCAGGGAACAAUUGUGCUCAACAGUGGAGCAUCUGUCACCACUAUAAACAAGAACAAGGAAGGCAAACUUCUUGUGAUGGCUGAGCAGUGAAGACGCUCUGAUGGGUGAGAAGAGAAUGGCACAAGAUGACUUAACUUACCAAUAAUGAAACUCACCAGACGACCCUUCCUGAUAAGUUUAGGCAAUAAAGAUGACAGAAGACGCAGUGUGCAAACAUUGCAAGGCAGUCUGAUUGUGUUACUCGAGCCAUUCCAUCAUCAUAUAACAUGUAACAAAUUAUUAUUCAUGCAAGCUCGUGAACUAAAUAUAUUUUGGUUUGUGAACUCAAAUGGAUAACAUUAUUACUAAAUGUACUAAUAUGUUUGGUGACAAACUUUGUUGAGAGUGUUUUUUUUUUUCUUUUAAGUUCAAAGAAACCUUCCAGUACUUUCUAGUGUUUUUACAGCAUAUCCUAAGAAUUUUCUGUAUAGUUUUGUUAAAACAAUGAUUUGCUUUGAAUAUAUUUUGAUGCCAAGAAACAAACUUUAGAUUUUGAGUCAUCUCACAAUAUGGUGCUAGCUUACACAUUAUACAGGCUGACAAUGUAUUUUUAUAAAUGAGAAGGUGCAUUUUGUGACUGUCCAUGAUUGAAAUAUUUGACUCUUCUUUUUAUACAGUUUUAUGAAGUUUAAUGUGCCAUGUGAUAAUCCCCCCAGGUUUUGAUAGUAGUGUUUUGAUCACAGCCAUAUUGAAACAUGAUUCAGUGUAGCAUGUGAGUUUAUCCUAAGCAUUUAAGGAUGUUAUAUACUGUUUGUUAUUGUUAGGACCAAGUGUAUUGUAACUGAAGUGUUACUGCAGUGGUUCUCAACCUUUGGGGCAUGCCCCGCUAGGGGUGCAUCAGUAAUUUCCAAGGGGAAUGCAAGCUCUUGGGAUAAAGCAGGAAUUUCUCCAAAUACAUUCAUCGUUCUCUAAGUGAAAGCAAGGCCAAGUAAUGAGAGGUUUAUGAAAAAUGCAAAAAUAUCACAUUUUUCUUUAAAACUUGGGAGGGAAUUGUAUUUGUAGGUGCAAGGAUGGUGUGGAGGGAAGGACAAAUCCCUAGAGGGGCGUGGUAGUAAAAAGGUUAAGAACCACUGUCUUGGAUAAUUAUACUGUAUGUGAGCUAUGCCUCUCUCUCAUAAUAUGUACUUAUUAUUUAUCUAUUUUAUGUGCUAGUCAUAAAAGCUGUACAGUUCAUAAGUUGUGAUAUAGUGUAUAUAAUGCUCUUCCCUGUCACUGUUUGCAAAGAAUAUUUUGACACCUUUACUAUGGAAGACUUGUAGUUCAUGAUGUCAAAGGCAUUAACACAGUUCAUUCUAGGUGAUAUAUAUUUUGAAAAGGUGUGUGAUAAAUGGGGCAUCCUUCAUAGUCUUAUCCUGAGAUUUUCAUCUUCAUGAAACUGUUUUUCCUUAAAGAAAAAAAAUCAUAAUCAUAUUUGAGUUUUGUGUUUAAAAGUUGAAUAGAAAUACUACUUUGUAAGUAAAGCCACAGUGCCUGAGUCCUGCAGUGUUGACGCAAUAACUAUAUUUAUGUUUAGAUAGGAGUGAUGUGGACCAUACAUAGACUGUUAUGUAAGUGAAUCAUGUCAAUGUUAUGUAACAAAACUGCUUUCUGUAUUACAGUAUUUCAGUCAGCUUUAUAUUAUGUCCAAGUAAAUUUCGUACAAGA